Molecule: messenger RNA, 1578 nt
Organism: Naegleria lovaniensis
Lineage: Eukaryota; Heterolobosea; Eutetramitea; Acrasida; Naegleriidae
Exons: 2
Coding region: 1-1578 (525 amino acids)
Molecular function (GO): ATP binding; nucleic acid binding
Source: RefSeq, a predicted model, not a curated record
AUGAAGAGUUUCACUAAAUUAUGUUCCCGUUCAUUGCACAAUGCUUCUGCUUUGUGGAAGACUCAUUCCUCGGUACGAUUCUAUCAAAUUGACCUUGGAAAAGUUGCUUCAACAUUUGCAAUUCCCUCUCUCACAUCUUUUCAAAACAAAGCCUUGGAAGUUGUUUCAUCAUCUGAAAAUGAUAAGGACAUUCUCAUCCAAGCACCACUCUAUUCCGGAAAGACUCUUUCAUACUUAAUUCCAACUUUUGAAGUUGUUACAAAGGCAAUUCGUGAGGAGAGAUGGACGGAGCGACCUGGUUUUCGUGCCUUGAUUAUUGUUCCAUCCCGUGAGGCAGCUCUCGCAGUUGGACGACAAGUGGAUCAAUACAUUAAUUCAUUGCCAGAAAGCGAACGUCCAAAUGCCUCCGUUGAAAAGCCAUCCUUUGACACCUACAAUAGAAAUGCCUCUAGAAAACAAGGUCACGAACUUAUUGAGGAAUACGAUGAUUAUAAAGCGUAUGAACACUCACAAACUCGUAGAGAAAAUGUCUAUGGACUGUCAUAUGCAAUUACAUGCGGAGGAAAAAGUUUUGAAAAGGAAAUUUCAAUGCUCGAUGCCAGUGAGCCAGAGAUUAUUAUUGCAACACCUGGAAGACUUGUAGAUCAUUUGAAGAACUCGGAUUACUUCCGUAAUGUCAAGCUUGUGAUUGUUGACGAUUGUUCCAUGUUUAAGGGUCCAAUGGCUUCCAUGAUGGACCAAAUCUUUACUCCAGAAAAUAUUUCUCCAAAUGCUAAGAGAAUUUUCAUCAAUGAUACUGAGGGUACCUUUUCUAAAUUUUUGAGAAAUUCUGAAAAUGUUGAAGUACUCACUAGUGAAGAAACCAUCACCAAGCAAAACGUGAAACAAUCAGUCAUCAAGACACAAAAUACUGCUGAGCAAUUGAAGGUCUUGUAUCAAAUUUUAUCAGAAAAUAAGCACAAGAAGGUUGCAGUCUUUAGUGACUCUGCAAAAGUCAUUCACGCUCACUAUUUAAUGGCUGAAAAUAAUCUAUUUUCUUCUCUCAUCAGCAGCCGUAUUUCCCCUACAAGAGCGAUGACCUCUUUCAGCUAUUUCAACGAGCAAGAAAAUGGCAUUGCUUUCUGUAGCAAUAUUGCAUCUCCAAUGAAUCCAAAUGUAGAUUUGGUCAUUCACUUGGACGCUCCAGCUACACAGCAAGUUUAUGAAGCAAGAAUUUCACGUGCUUUUGGAAAGAGCAAUUCACAAUCUAUUGUGCUCGUUUCGUCCUCCUCAGAAAACGUUCCAGAGUAUUUGAGCAAUGUUUCUUCAUCUCCAGUACCUUCUGGUAGUGCCAAUGAAUUCGUGAUCAAGCCACUCAGAGUUGCUCAAGUACAGCAAGAAAAUGGUUAUCAUUUACUCUUGAACUGUGUGACGAAAUAUGCCGAGUCAGGACUUGAAAAGAAGGCUGCUGUUGAAAAAGCCAUUUCCACACUCAAGGACAUGGGCUUCUCAGAGGGCUUACCAAAAAUUUCUAAACGCACAGCGAUCAAAAUUGGUUUUGAAAAGGAAUUGCUUGAGGCUGAUUUAUUGUUACCUUAA